Daphnia carinata is the source of this 1978-nucleotide messenger RNA. RefSeq names its product synaptic vesicle glycoprotein 2B-like. Gene Ontology annotation, molecular function: transmembrane transporter activity. The transcript has 12 exons. Gene Ontology annotation, biological process: transmembrane transport. The record is from RefSeq and is a predicted model, not a curated record. Bases 234 to 1850 code for a protein of 538 amino acids. Gene Ontology annotation, cellular component: membrane. NCBI's taxonomy places the organism in Eukaryota, Metazoa, Arthropoda, Branchiopoda, Diplostraca, Daphniidae.
CUCAAUCAAAAUGUCAUAUCCUUUGCGACUUUUUCUAUUACCUGUCAUGAAUUUUGAUGGUGAUGCUUCAUAUUUGUUUUUAACUUCUGUCAUCUGUGAAAAUAGGAUGAGUGAUAGGAACUGUUUAAUGGGUUCAAAGUAGAAUGUUGUCCUUAUCAUAUGUAAUGCAUCUAGUAUAAUGCAACAGUCAUAGAAAAAUAUUGCCAGUUGCCUAUCGGCAGUAAACUGAUGUCAUGGAUACAAAAGACAGCAUUUCAGAGUCAUCACAUUCAUCAGUGUCACAGACUUCACUGAAGAAUGUCAAUAAAUAUGAUGAAGGUGGUCCCAGAAGAUCAACGAGAGCAGACUAUGAAACAGCCAUUGAAGCAACAGAAUAUGGAAAAUUUCAUUAUUGGUUGCUCUUAGCAUGUGGUUGGGCUAAUGCAGCUGACGCUGUUGAAAUUCUAUGUGUUUCGUUCUUGUUGCCGUCAGCAGAAUGUGAUCUCUUAUUAACCUCGACUGACAAAGGAAUUCUCUCUGCCAUCGUUUUCCUAGGAAUGAUGAUUGGUGGCUACCUGUGGGGAGGUUUGGGUGAUUCCUUAGGAAGACGUGGGGUUUUGAUGGUUUCAAUGACCGUCAACGCAAUUUUUGGCAUGCUGUCUAGCUUGGCCAUGACAUUCCCGACAUUUUUGGUUUUACGAUUUUUGUCAGGCCUCGGGAUUGGUGGGAGUAUUCCUGUAACUUGGUCCUACUAUGCGGAGUUUCAACCCAAAGCAAAAAGAGGUGCCAUGCUCUCGUUUUUGGCUGCUUUCUGGAUGGUUGGGAACUUCGUAGUUGCAGGACUUGCUUGGGCUAUUAUACCGUUAACCUUUGAGUACGAAUCAGCCAAUUUCCAGUUCAACUCAUGGAGGCUAUUCACUCUACUUUGCGGUAUUCCAAGCUUAUCAGUCGCAGUUACCCUUAUAUUCUUCCCCGAAUCUCCUCGAUAUUUGCUGUCGCAAGGAGAUGAAGAGGGGGCACUCGAGGUGUUCCGUCGUAUUUAUACCUCAAAUACCGGUAGGCCAGCAUGUCAAUACCCGUUUACAAACCUGGAGUUGGACGACGAUAUGUUGUCAACUGUUUCUCAUCAUAGCGAAAAAUUAUUCAGAAGAAUUAAAAGGAUAUGCCAUCGAGUGGGGUCGCAAUCAAAGCUGGCUUUUGGCCCUACUGUCCGAAGAUCAAUGAUUUUAAUGAUUAUUAUCAAUUUUGCCAUCCAAUUCGGUUACUACGGGUUAUGGCUUUGGUUCCCGGAACUCUUCAAUCGAUUGCAAGUCUACUACGAGGAUCACAAUGUUACAGUUUCCGUUUGCGAAGUCGUGGAUUUUAAACCGAAUACUACUGGGCAAGACCCAUUUGAACAUUGUCAAGACGCUGCACCACCCGAUAACCAGGUUUUUAUCAACGCAUUUAUCGUAGCAAUUGCUCCUUUACCCGCAAAUAUUUGGACGAUAUUCCACAUGGAUAAGCUUGGGAGAAAAUUCUUUCUUGUGUUCAGCAUGGUUGGAUCUGGAUUGGCAGCCUUCCUCAUUUGGCUAGUUCGUAGCAGUGCCGGCAACUUGGCGUUAUCUUGUAUCUUUGGAGCUGUGUCUACUAUGGGUUUCAACGCACUGGACUGUCUUGGAGCGGAAUUAUUUCCAACAAACGUUCGGUCCACGGCAAUGUCCAUAACAUUGGCAGCCGCUCGGCUGGGAGCGAUAUUAGGCAAUAUUAUUUUCGGGGUUUUCGUCGAUGUUGCUUGCGCCAUUCCUAUUCUUCUAGUCGCGACACUCUUAAUGUUUGGCGGUCUACUAGGACUUUGGCUUCCGAACACUACCAAAGAACCGUUACUAUAAUUUUAAGCAUUUAGCUAACGAUACCGGUUUGUACACACGUCCAUAAGAAAAUUAUUAGUGUUUAAGCUAGAAAUUGGCUUCAUUUUGUUGAUAUCAUUAAUAGGAGUUUAUUACAUAAGUUCAAGCAA